AUGCAGGCGGCGGAGGGAACAAAGCCCGGCAGGAAGGUGGCGGAGUUGCUCCGAGUAACCGCGGCGCUGCCGGCUCUCCGCGGCACGUUAACGGGAGGGCAGGUUCACCCCGGCUGCUGGGCGGAACGGCCGGCCCCUGCCCGCCGCAGGGGUGACGCACGGCUCAAGGCCGGUAGCUCAGCCCUACGCCGCCCCCCGGGAGGAGGUGGCACACGCGGCCCUCCUCGGCGCCGCUCUCGGCGGGGGCUGCCCUACGGGCGGGCCGUGCCCGCGUCCCGCCCCCGGCGGGGCGGUGGCGGCGGCUACGUGCGCGGGGCGGCGCGGCGCGGCGCGGCUGGCGGUGCCGGCGCGGAGCCGCGGUUCGCCCCGAGCCCCGGCCGCGCCCAUGGCGAGCAGCAGCGGCGGCGGCAGGUAGGGCGGGCGGGCGGCGCGGGGCCCCGCUCCCCGGCCAUGGCGCAGACGGAGCCCCCGAAGGCGGCGCGGCUGUGGCGCGACGCCGCCCUGCGCGUUCGGAAGCUGCGGGGCGGCCCCGGCGAGCCCGAGCCGGAGCCGGACGAGGGGCCUCCGGGGGGGCCGCCGCCGCCCGCGGCCCGCCGCCCGCCUCUGGGAGAGCUGGAGGCGCUGAACCUGAGCGGGCGGGGGCUGGAGGAGCUGCCCGAGGAGGUGGGCGCCGCCCUGAGCGGGCUGCGGGUGCUCAGCCUGCGGCGCAACCGGCUGUGCCGCCUGCCCGCCGCCGCCCUGCGGCACCUGGGCCGCCUGGCAGAGCUGGACCUCAGCCACAACCGGCUGCGGGGCCUGGGCGACGGCAGGGCGCUGGCGGGGCUGCGGGGCCUGCGCAAGCUGAGCCUCAGCCACAACGAGCUGGGCGCCGAGAGCCCCGGCCUGCCGCCCCGCCUGGCCGAGCUGGCCCGCCUCGAGGAGCUCGACCUCAGCUUCAACCGCCUGCGCCGCCUGCCCGAGGGCUUGGGCUGCCUGCGGCACCUCCGUGCCCUCGACAUCGAUCACAACCUGCUGUCUUGCUUCCCCGCCCCGCUGCUGGAGCUUGCCGCCUUGGAGGAGCUCGACUGUUCUGGCAACCGGCACCUGGGAGCCCUGCCCGAGGGCAUUGCCGCCCUGCACCGCCUCAAGAUCCUCUGGCUGAGCGGCACGGGUCUGUCGGCCCUACCUGAGGGCCUCUGCCAGCUGGGCGCCCUGGAGAGCCUCAUGCUGGAUGGCAACCAGUUGCGGACUCUGCCCGCCGGCUUCAGUGGCUUGCAGCGGCUCAAGAUGCUGAACCUCUCCUCCAAUUUGCUGGGUGAGUUCCCCGCCGCCAUCCUGGCGCUGCCAGGGCUGGAGGAGCUCUACCUGAGCCGCAACCAGCUUGCUGUGCUGCCUCCUCACCUCUGCCAGCUCCGCCAGUUGCGCACCCUCUGGCUGGACAACAACCGCAUCCGCUACCUGCCCGACUCCAUUGUGCUCCUGCACAGCCUGGAGGAGUUGGUCCUGCAAGGCAACCAGAUCGCCAUCCUGCCCGAGGGCUUUGGGCAGCUCUCCCGCGUCACCCUGUGGAAGAUCAAAGAUAACCCCCUCAUCCAGCCUCCCUAUGAGGUCUGCAUGAAAGGCAUCCCCUACAUUGCGGCCUACCAGCAGGAGCUGGCCCACUCCCAGCCUGCCCUCAAACCCCGCCUCAAGCUGGUCCUCAUGGGUCUGAAGGACGCUGGAAAGACCCUGCUGAGACGAUGCCUGAUGGAGGAGGAUGGGCAGAAGGAGGAUGCAGGAAGCCUGGAAGCAGGGAGCGCCCAGCCCCGAGGGUGCCCUGGGCAACAGCAGGAUGGUGGGAGAGCAGUGGGAUGCUGUGCCGUCCCUGAGGAUGCUUCUGAGCGGCGGGACAUGUGCUCUCACGUGCCGUCCCACCAAGGGAAGGGAGAAAGGCCGUGCCCUGCACCCUCACUGCCUCCAAAUGCCUCCCAGGUUUCGUCAGGACUGCGACUGUCAGGCAGCAAGGGCAUUGAGGUGAUGGACUGGACUGCAGAUGCAGAGAGGGGCUUGACAUUCAUUGUGUAUGAGCUGGCAGGGGACCCGACCUACGAUGUGAUCCAGUCUUUCUUCCUUUCUCCUGGAGCGCUCUAUGUGCUGGUGGUGAAUCUGAGUGCCUACGUCCCUCAGCACUUCUACCCGUCUGUGGGCUAUUUCUUGCACUGGCUGGGUUCCAAGGUGCCCCACGCUGUGGUGUGCAUGGUGGGAACCCAUGCUGACCUCUGUGCUGAGCGGGAGUUGGAAGAGAAGUGCCUGGACAUUCAUCACCAGAUUGCCCAGCAGGAGAAGAGGGAUGCUGAGGGCCUCCAGAGCCUUGUCCAGCAGGUAGAUGAGGCUCUGGGACAGGACUUUGACCUGCGCUGCUCCAGCCCUCACACUGCCUUUUAUGGGGUCUCAGACAAGAACUUGAGGCGAAAAAAAGCCCAGUUUCAGUAUCUUCUCAACCAUCGGCCUCAGAUCCUCUCUCCUGUACUGCCUUUCAGCUGUUGGGACCACUGCCAGGUGCGUCGCCUGCGGGACAAGCUCCUCUCGGUGGCUGAGCACCGUGAUAUCUUUCCAAACCUGCACCGGGUGUUGCCCAAGUCCUGGCAAGUGCUGGAAGAGCUGCACUUCCAGCCACAGGCUCAGCAGCUGUGGCUGAGCUGGUGGGACUCUGCCCGGCUGGGCUUGCAGGCAGGCCUGACAGAGGACCGGCUCCAGAGCGCCUUGUCCUACCUGCACGAGAGCGGGAAGCUGCUCUACUUUGAGGAGCACCUCACACUGAGGGAGUACGUGUUCCACAACUUGCCGCGACUCAUCGACAUCCUCAAUGUUUUCUGCCAGCGGGAUGCCACUGUGCUGCUCCAAAAACUGCUCAGUGACACCCACGUUGAUGAGCUGAGGGCCACUCAGCUCCAUCAUUACGUGGAGGGCUUCUUGCUGCAUGGCCUCCUCCCUGCCCAUGUUAUCCGCCUCCUCCUCAAGCCCCAUAUCCAGAGCCGGGAGGACCUGCAGCUCAUCCUGGAGCUGCUGGAGAAGAUGGGGCUCUGUUACUGUGUCAACAAACCCAAAUCUAAGCCUCUAAAUGGGGCGACCGCUUGGUACAAGUUUCCCUGCUAUGUGAAGAAUGAGGUGCCCCAUGCGGAGGCGUGGAUCAAUGGUGCCAAUCUGAGUGGCCAGUCAUUUGUGGUGGAGCAGCUGCAGAUUGAGUACAGCUUUCCCUUCAUUUUCCCACCCGGCUUGUUUGCACGCUACAGCGUCCAGAUCAACAGCCACGUGGUUCAGCGCUCAGAUGGCAAAUACCAGAUCUAUGCCUACCGGGGAAAGGUGCCAGUGGUGGUGAGCUACCGGCCUGCCCGGGGAGCCCUGCAGCCAGAUACACUGUCUAUUGCUAGCCACGCAUCCCUACCAAAUAUCUGGACAGCUUGGCAAGCUAUUACUCCCUUAGUGGAAGAACUGAAUGUCCUGCUCCAGGAAUGGCCGGGCCUGUACUACACUGUGCACGUCCUCUGUUCAAAGUGCCUUAAAAGAGGGUCACCCAACCCACACAGUUUUCCAGGUUCUUGUCCUAAGCAGUGGUCAUCCGUCAUUGGGAAGACCCUAUCCUGUGCUGAUACUGAUUUCUUUGAAUGGCUCAACAUUUUUUCCUAA
Molecule: messenger RNA, 3645 nt
Organism: Phasianus colchicus (ring-necked pheasant)
Lineage: Eukaryota; Metazoa; Chordata; Aves; Galliformes; Phasianidae
Source: RefSeq, a predicted model, not a curated record